AUGUGUGCAGCCAGCGAGGGUCACGUCCUAGUCGUCCAGCUACUGCUCGAGGCCGGCGCUCAAGCGGAUGCUUGUGACAAUCAGGGCAACACGGCGCUGAUCUAUUCGGCAAUGACAGGUCAUGCCCGGGUCGCAGAGUUGCUGCUAGAGGCCGGCGCCGACAAAGAGUUGCGUGACGUCCAGGGCAACACCGCGCUGGUGAUGGCAACUACAACCGAAAUCCGGCGAUUGCUGGAGGUCAGUCCUACAACGUGA
Molecule: messenger RNA, 255 nt
Organism: Symbiodinium sp. CCMP2592
Lineage: Eukaryota; Dinophyceae; Suessiales; Symbiodiniaceae
Source: the annotation of a GenBank genome assembly